AUGGAGAGAGCCAGGCCAGAGCCGCGACCUCAGCCGCGCCAACUGCCACGGGUGACCCCGCCGUGUCCGCUACGACCCGCUCCGCCCCCGCUGCCGGUCGAAGGCUCCUCUUUUCGGGCAGCGGCCGUCGAGCCACCUCAGUCGCCGCCCGCCCCGUGCGCAGCCGCCAUCGCGACCCUGGCCUCGUCGUGCGGCGACGCCCCGGCGUCGGGCGUACAGCCCGUGGCACGGCGGCUGCUGCAGGUGAAACCGGAACAGGUAUUGUUGCUGCCUCCAGUGCCACCACUGCCCCAGGCCCGGGACGACAGCGCCGUUUCCUCGCCCGCGCAGGCGCGGCUAGUGUCGCUGAGGCCAGAGCUGCUGCUGCUGCCGCCACCGCCCGCACCCGAGGGCGCCCCCUGCAGGCCCGAGUUGUACCCGGUGCAGCCCCGGGAACUGCACGUUAAGGUCGAGAGGCAGGAGCCAGGUCCCGGCUGCGACCCGUCGGGAGUGGGGCCUCGGAGGGCCGUCGAAGCGGGCUCCAGAGUCUCCAGGGCGGCCAAGGUGGAAGGCCCAGGGCCGCCCCUCGACAGCCGCCGCGGGGACACGAAGAAGGGCAAGCUGGAGACAGAGGAGAUCAUGAGGGACGCGGGGAAAGGCAGCGAAGGCAAAAACCUGGCGACUGUCCGAGAAGAAAUCAUCAAAACGGAGAAGCCCGAGAGAUUCCGCGAGGACUGCAGGCUGGGCACGGAGCCCGCGUCCAAUGGCCUGGUUCAUGGCAGCAAGGAGGUCAUCUUGGCCCAGCCGUCCAGCGCCUUCGGGCCACACCAGCAAGACCUCAGGAUCCCUUUGACUCUCCACACCGUACCCCCGGGGGCCCGGAUCCAAUUUCAGGGACCUCCACCUUCAGAGCUGAUAAGAUUGACCAAGGUUCCCCUGACACCAGUGCCUAUUAAAAUGCAAUCCUUACUGGAGCCUUCUGUAAAAAUUGAAACCAAAGAUGUCCCACUGACCGUGCUUCCCUCAGACGCAGGAAUACCAGAUACUCCCUUCAGUAAGGACAGAAAUGGUCAUGUGAAGCGACCCAUGAAUGCAUUUAUGGUUUGGGCAAGGAUCCACCGGCCAGCACUAGCCAAAGCUAACCCAGCAGCCAACAAUGCAGAAAUCAGUGUCCAGCUCGGGUUAGAGUGGAACAAACUUAGUGAAGAACAAAAGAAACCCUAUUAUGAUGAAGCACAAAAGAUUAAAGAAAAGCACAGAGAGGAAUUUCCUGGUUGGGUUUAUCAGCCUCGUCCAGGGAAGCGAAAACGCUUUCCUCUAAGUGUUUCCAAUGUAUUUUCUGGUACCACACAGAAUAUCAUCUCUACAAAUCCCACAACAAUUUAUCCUUAUCGCUCACCUACCUACUCUGUGGUAAUUCCCAGCCUAGAGAACACCAUUACUCAUCCAGUUGGUGAAGCCCCACCUGCCAUCCAGCUGCCCACACCUGCAGUCCAGCGCCCAAGCCCCAUCACACUUUUCCAGCCCAGCAUCUCCAGUACUGGCCAGGUGGCUGUCCAGGCUCCUAGUCUGCCCCUCCACCCAGCACUCCCACCCCAGCGUUUUGCUGGGCCUUCCCAAAUGGACACUGAUCGGCUGCAUUCUGGAGCCAGUCACUCUGUGAAGAGACCAACCCUUGUCUCUCUGGAGAGCACCAACAGGAUUCCAACCAGUGCAAGUACUGCCCAUGCCAGAUUUGCAACCUCGACCAUCCAGCCUCCUAAGGAAUAUUCCAGCGUUUCCACUUGUCCCAGAAGUGCUCCAAUUCCCCAGGCUCCUCCCCUUCCACACUCGCAUGUCUACCAGCCUCCUCCCCUUGGCCAUCCAGCCACUCUGUUUGGGACACCACCGAGAUUCUCUUUUCAUCACCCUUACUUUCUACCUGGACCUCACUACUUCCCAUCAAGCACAUGCCCUUAUAGUCGGCCUCCCUUUGGCUAUGGAAAUUUUCCAAGUUCAAUGCCAGAAUGCCUUGGUUAUUAUGAGGACAGGUACCAAAAACAUGAAGCUAUGUUUUCAGCUUUAAACAGAGACUAUCCUUUUAGAGAUUACCCAGAGGAACGCACACACAGCGAAGAUUCUCGGAGUUGUGAGAGCAUGGAUGGGACCCCUUACUAUAACAGUCACGGCCACAGUGGGGAAGAGUACUUAAACCCCAUGCCUCCGCUGGACAUCGGAGCCUUGGAGAAUGUCUUCACAGCCCCAACGUCAACUCCCCCUAGCAUCCAGCAAGUCAACGUCACUGACAGUGAUGAGGAGGAAGAAGAAAAAGUGCUCAGGAAUUUAUAAUUUUAAAACAAAUAUGCACAGAAAAUAAACAUUUCUUAAAAUAUAUUCUGGGUCAGUUGGUGUGAGAAAAAAAGCCUAGUACGCUUUGCUGAGAGUUUUUAGCCAUGAUUUGAAGAGUCAAAACCAAAUGUAAUUUGUCUUCAUAAAGUUUUGAUUAG
Molecule: messenger RNA, 2465 nt
Organism: Lemur catta (Ring-tailed lemur)
Lineage: Eukaryota; Metazoa; Chordata; Mammalia; Primates; Lemuridae
Gene: SOX30
Product: SRY-box transcription factor 30
Exons: 5
Coding region: 1-2307 (768 amino acids)
Biological process (GO): regulation of transcription by RNA polymerase II
Cellular component (GO): nucleus
Molecular function (GO): sequence-specific double-stranded DNA binding; DNA-binding transcription factor activity, RNA polymerase II-specific
Source: RefSeq, a predicted model, not a curated record